Messenger RNA from Lichtheimia ornata, 1932 nucleotides. RefSeq lists its product as uncharacterized. The coding region runs from base 1 to 1932 and encodes 643 amino acids. Lineage: Eukaryota; Fungi; Mucoromycota; Mucoromycetes; Mucorales; Lichtheimiaceae. The transcript has 11 exons. The record is from RefSeq and is a predicted model, not a curated record. Gene Ontology annotation, cellular component: Ndc80 complex. Gene Ontology annotation, biological process: attachment of mitotic spindle microtubules to kinetochore.
AUGAAACGACGUUAUACCAUCAGCGACAAUGCACCCCAUCAGUCAAAAUUACCACCGCCAGCAACAGCAACUGGUGUGAGAGCCAAUCGACUAGCUUCCAACGAUCCCAAAAUGCCUCGGUUAUCAGCACCGCAUCACAGCCAUUCACUUGGACCACAGCGCAUUGCAGUUGCUACGACUCCAGCUGAAGGACGCUCGAAGCGAAGUGUAGCCAUUAAAGAUCCACCUGCAAGUAACUCUCGCCCAUCCCAUCGUACGGGUGCUUCUUCAUCGUUAGUAGCCAAGGCAUCAUCAGCAUCAUCAUCAGCAUCAGCAGCAGCCACUCAAAUAUCAAAAGCCAAAGCCAAGCCAGAUAUACGCAGUCCAGAAUACCAAAAACGAGCCAUGCAAUGCAUCAUCGACUAUCUUCGUGAUUCCAACUAUGGCCAGGUUACACGACAAAUGCUUCGUGGACUCACACUUCGCAACUUUCAAAACAUGUUCAAGCAUCUUCAUCAUCACAUGGCUCCAUCUUAUCAAUACGUACGAGAGAAAUUCGAAGAUGAGUAUAUUGAUGUGCUUCGUUCAUUAAGAUAUCCAUAUUGCGAUCAACUGAGUCCGAGGUCGCUUCAUUCCAUUGGUGCACCCCAUUUAUUCCCAACCUUUCUAUCACUACUUCACUGGUUUGUGACCAUGUGCAAGAUACAUGAUCAUGAUGUGCCUCGGACUGAGAAAGAGGAAGACGUGGAAAAAGAAGGACCAACCGAUAUGAAUUACUUGUUUUACGCCUACACUGUUACAACCUACAACCAAUUCAUGAAUGGAGCCGAUGAAUUUACGGAGACCGACACUAAGCUGUUAUCCGUCUUUGAGGAAUUGAAUGAGCAGUACCGUCAAGAAAUCAGGCGACUACAGGAAGUAAGGCAACGCCAGGUAAAGGAAAAGGAUGAAGUACAAAAGAGAAAGGAAACGGUUAAACGUCUUGAGGAGGGUGUUCGAGAAAUGAAAGAGGAUAUGACCAAGUACAACGAAUUCUGCGAUGACAAGCGACGGCGUAUAGCAAAAUAUAUGGAUCUUAAUGAGAGAUUGAAGGAGGCACUCGAUGCAAAAAAGAGAGAAAUCCGGAUGGCAGAGCAAGAGUAUGAUGAAGUAUUGAGACGAUUCAAGGAAAUGGACCUAUCACCUGAACAAGUGGCAGGAAUGGCGAAUGAACAAGUUGAGCUGGAGAAGAAGUCUCUCGACAAUAAGGCAAGGAUCAAUGAGCUCGAUCAGCAAUACAAAUCAAGAGAAAUGCAGAUGCAGCAAAUGCGUGAAGAUAUCCAAAAAGACAUGCAUGAAUACAACAGCGAGGCGACUGAAGCCGGCCUUAUCCCCAGCACUGCGCCGAAUGCGAAUGGCAAAGAUUAUCGUUUUGUCUUUAAUCCAGAAGGAAGGACGCUUGAAGAAAUGUCAUCAGUAGAUUGGGAAAAUGAUUUGCUCCCACAUUUACAAAUCCUUCAAAACCAAUACAGCCAAGCUUUGCAACAAGCAUCUGAAAGGCUGCGAGGCAUCCGUGACCGAUAUGCUGAGAUCAAGAAUUCUAUACCUGCAGAAGAAGAAAGUCUAAGGCAGCUGCAAGAACAACUUGAACAUGAGACUCGGUCAUUCGAAGAGCUUAAGGCUUCUAUCGCUAAAGAAAUGGAUGACACCCUUCGAGAAUUGAAUCAGCGUGAAAAUGCAGCGAAACAAGCUCGAAACCAGGCAAAGAAGGAGGUCUUAUCUCUCAAGAGUCAAGAAGAGGAUGCUCAUAUCAAACUCGAGGAGACAGUAGCCAGGGCGCAGGAGCGUGUGCAGAAGAUUAGAAGCGAUGUUAAAAAGGUGGCAGAUUUGAUUACUGGAUUUGCUGAAUCAAAAAAAGAGUUGCUGUCGAAGGAGAAUAUGGAGAAGCUUUUUAAAAUACCUGAUAACAUGUAA